This is a messenger RNA of Racocetra persica, 786 nucleotides long. The record is from the annotation of a GenBank genome assembly. NCBI's taxonomy places the organism in Eukaryota, Fungi, Glomeromycota, Glomeromycetes, Diversisporales, Gigasporaceae.
AUCUAAAAGUAAAUAUACUUCCAAAAUUAGAUUGUCUAUUAGAAAAAAAAGAAAAAUAUCAGAUAAAAAUAUUGAAAAAGUUAUAAUUAAAAAAAUUAAACAAAAUAAUCGUGAAUAUACACCUGAGUUCGUUUCUAUGGCUAUGAAUUUAAGUACUUUUAGUCAUACUUCAAUAUCAUUAAUGAUACAAUACACAAAAGAAAUUAUAACAUUUCUUACUGAAGUAGCAGAAAUUUCUAUACAAGAUAAUAUACCUCAAUUUUUAAAUCGAUUUAGCUCAUAUGAAAUUUUAGCAGACAAAAGUACUAGAGGAGAAAAAAAUAUAUUUUUAGUAUGUAUAUUUUACUGGAAUGAAAACAAACAAGAUCCUAUGCUUACUAUCCUUAAUAUGAAAGAUUUGGAUUAUUGUUUAGCAUCCACAGUAUCUUUAAGCGUUGGAGAAGCUAUUAGUAAAAAUUUAUUAAAUUCAGCACAAUGUCAAUAUUGGCUUACUGAUAAUAUAGCUUAUAUGUCAGAAUCAACCACUGGUGCUAUUGUUAAAUUUAAUCAGCAAUAUUCAGCAAAAGCAACUCAAAUUCCUUGUGGUUUACAUGUAUUACAUAUAGCUUCAGUACAUUUUAAUGAUACAACGUUUGGAAAAACUAAAUCUCUUUCAGGAAUUUGCUUAGAGCCACAUCCAUUUAAUAUUCUUAAUUUGGCUUAUUAUUUUCACUGCAGGUAUAACGAAUCUGAUAAAGACAAUCUAUUAAAUAUGAAAGCAGAAAAGAUUAGCGAAUUAUAUAAAGC